UUAUGAGCGGAGAUCAGAUGCCAGACGUCCGAGGCACAUGACAAACAUGAUAAAUUUUUCGUCCGGUUGGUGGAUUUAAUCCAAUUUUGCUCUCAAACCUGACGUCGGCUUUGAAGUUUGUGGUGAAUUCACCAGAAUGGUCAGCCUUGGAGAUGGAAGGAACGGUGGGAGACAAGAAGGGGGGUUUUUCUUCAACGAGCGUGAGCCGAGCAUUGUACAGUCUCCUGAAGAAGAUGAACUGUUGAUAACACAGCAUCUACAGGCAGAGGAGGAGCCAAAUUAUAAGCAAUGCAACACCGUAUGGGUGGCGGUUUGCCAAAUGAUAUUAAUUAUUGUUUACUUAUCUGCGUCCGUCGUCCUGCCCUACGGAAUCGAACCCAAAAUCAGCCACAAUUCGACGGAGGUACAGUUGGAGGAAUCCUUUACCUACAUUGCAUUCAGCCAGCCAUGUGUCUGGCUGCUCCUUCUGGUUGCUGACCGAUACCUCCAGUACAAGCACACACUGCUGAGACGACACGGGUACCUAGACUUCACACAGAAGACCAGAUACCUGCGCAGAACGGCCGAGUUUAUGUUUUCGCUCGGUAAUGCUACCAUGUUGGUUGUCGUCAUGUUACGUUACACGAUCAUGACCCAGAUGAACAUCAUUAGGCCAGUUGGGACGACUUCAAUUCACGGCGUCAACUAUCAAGAAAUGAUCAUCGGCAUCGAGUCAAUAAUAGCCCUGUUCUGCUGUGGCAGAUACGCAAUGUUAGUUUGCAAGUUCAACAAAGCAAAACUCCCACCGGACGCUGAACAUGAAGAGCAGAUGAUUGCCGUCAUGCAACCCAGCACCCACUUGCCAGAUAUAGGUUAUAGGGACAGUCAGUAUGUCGAUGCACUCCUGGAGCGACAGGCGGACAUGAUCCGCUACCUGAAGCACCACACGGAGUAUCUCAGCAAACGCAUCCUGAAGUUGAGGGCGCUCCAAAACGACGGGCGAUUAAUGGGCAGCGUGCAGGUAUAGAACUCGGAAGGGCAAAAAAAAACCCAGCUAAGUGAAUUUGGAAAGGUAAACCUUAAAAAGUUGAAUUGUACGACUAUAAAUGAUGUGAGAAAAAACUUUAACUUACUUCCUUGUUCAUUAAUUGAAACAGACCAUUAUCCUGCCUAAAAUAAGCCAAUAUUUCCCUUUGAACCGACACCAACUAGGUUCAGCAAGAUGAUACAUGUAUAUCAGCUUGAACCUCGUAAAUCUUAUUUUUACCAUUAGCACUUGUUUUACAUUUUUUUACAUUGUAUUUACUUCUUGGUUUAUUGGUGAAACGGUAAGGUGCUAGGAUGGCUUAGGCUGGUAUAACCCUAACCCUCCGGGGCAUUUUGGCUAGAAACCCUGCUACAGCAACGGGCAACACUUGUUGAAAAGACAAGCCUGCCCAGUGCAGAAAGAUCCAUCAGGUCAAAAGUCUCAAGGCGGAACUGCCUCAGAGUCUGUGGUCAGCGAAUGCAGCAGAAUAUAACUUGUGGCAUCCUUCAAUGGGAUAUGAGCUCUCAUCGUCUCAGAAGUGGCUGUUCAUGCAUUGGUGUUUAUAGCUGAAUGCACAAAGUCCGACAGACUUUUAAACCUGAUGCGCUGUGUUGCAGUCUUGCGGGGCAACAGGCAGGGCGGUUUUGGGCAGUACAGGGAUUAAUGGGUUGAAUCAAUUAUUUGGUGCUCUAAACUGUAUCAUCCCUGAAAUUUUCUAAAUCCACAUUUGGGAUUUGUUGGGAUUUUUGACGAAUUUGGGACCGUAAACCCAAGGCACUAUUACUUGACAGGAGGCUUGAUCCAACCUUGCAGAGUGCAACGAAUUGGACAUUUGUUUUCUGUGUUGAUUUUUUUCCAGAUUUAUUAUUUGGAUGACUUUCCAUUUUUGAUAAAAGGUAAAAGAUUAUGCCGAACAGGGUUUCGCCGGAGUAGUAAAACGUGUGUUUGUUUUCUCAGUUUGUUCACAGUAAUGAUGUUUGGGAAAAUGAGUCGCCCUCAAAAAAAAUAAUAAUGAUAAUAAAACAAAAAUAAAACUACAAAGGCGGUAUUAUUGAGAAUGGAGGGUAGAACAUGUAAGGCUCUUCAUAUCCUGAUAUUGUAUGUACAAAACUACAAAAUUGUGAAACAUCUGUAAUAAAAAUAAGACAAAGUAAGUCUAGUAAAGCUGUUGCCAGAGGGCACAAAAUUCUUUUCAAUUCUUUUCAAACGUUUGUAGAAUAAGUUGUAGUUGUAAUGGAAACGAAACAGUCCACUUUCGCCGUUUGUAUGGAGACUUGACUUAUUGCCUACACGUGUAACAUGAAAGUACAUGAGAAAGUGGACCCGGACUAGUUUACAUAAAACCAUAUAAAUGCAUGCUGAAAGUUUGCCCUUUAUAACUUUUAGGUUUUUUUGUUGUAAAUGUAGUAGCAUCCUUUAAAAAAAAAAAAACCACUGCAGUCUUGCAGUGUGUUAAAACGGUAUUGGAUGUUUAAUGUCUGCCAUACUGUGUAUGAUGUGGCAUUACAAUGAAUUGAAUGUAAAGACUUACAGAUUUCGUAAUUUAACUGGCUUGGUUUAAAAAAAAAAAAAAAACAAGAGUUUGCUGAAACAUAUGUAGGGCCUGCUCAAAAAUAAGCUUAACUUCUUUUUGUAUAGCCAUAUAACUUUUACAUCAAAUGUUUUGUGUUUUGAGGAUUUCAUGUCUGUCGUUGGGAAAAGCAGUUGUUUGUCCAAAUCUUGUAAUGUGAUUUAUGUGACUUGUGUUUAUAUGAGUUAAUAAUAUAAAAUAAAUUAUGUAGUACAACUACACGGAG
This is a messenger RNA of Patiria miniata (bat star), 2802 nucleotides long. Its product is annotated as transmembrane protein 192-like. Bases 137 to 1006 code for a protein of 289 amino acids. Gene Ontology annotation, cellular component: late endosome; lysosomal membrane. The transcript is spliced from 6 exons. The record is from RefSeq and is a predicted model, not a curated record. Lineage: Eukaryota; Metazoa; Echinodermata; Asteroidea; Valvatida; Asterinidae.